Molecule: messenger RNA, 321 nt
Organism: Paramecium tetraurelia
Lineage: Eukaryota; Ciliophora; Oligohymenophorea; Peniculida; Parameciidae
Exons: 1
Cellular component (GO): cytoplasm
Source: RefSeq, a predicted model, not a curated record
AUGAUUUAAUAAAUAGUCAUACCCAAAUCAAUUUAUUUCAAGGAAGGCUCUUAUUUUCUCGUCAUCAACGCAAAACCAAAUUCCAAAGUGAGUCAAAUAACAGGCAUUUCAGACGAGGCUGUUGAUGUUAAUAUUGCAGCACCUCCUAAGGAUGGUGAAGCUAAUGCUGAAUUAUGUGAUUUCGUUGCAUAGACCUUAGGAGUUAAGAAAACAGCUAUCUAAGUAUAAAAAGGAGGCAAGGGAAGAAAUAAGCUAAUUAAAAUCGAAAGCAAGUUUAAGGAUAUAAACGAAUUUUAUGAGAAACUAAAAUAAGGAUUGUGA